Molecule: messenger RNA, 1202 nt
Organism: Myotis daubentonii (Daubenton's bat)
Lineage: Eukaryota; Metazoa; Chordata; Mammalia; Chiroptera; Vespertilionidae
Gene: PRELID1
Product: PRELI domain containing 1
Cellular component (GO): mitochondrial intermembrane space
Source: RefSeq, a predicted model, not a curated record
GGCGGCCCGACAACUCCUCAUGGCGGCGGCUGCUGUUGGGCUGCAGUGGGGCGGUGACUGAACUGGUGCCUGGCGGGCGUGCGCCGAGCCCCGGCCUGGCCUCCGCGUGCCCCCCAGGCUCUGCACCCCUGAUGCUGCUCGGGUGCUGACCCCGCCCGGCCCGGACAAUGGUGAAGUAUUUCCUGGGCCACAGCGUGCUCCGGAGUUCCUGGGACCAAGUGUUCGCUGCCUUCUGGCAGCGGUACCCGAAUCCCUACAGCAAACAUGUCUUGACGGAAGACAUAGUGCACCGGGAGGUGACCCCUGACCAGAAGCUCCUGUCCCGGAGACUCCUGACCAAGACCAACAGGAUGCCCCGCUGGGCCGAGCGACUGUUUCCUGCCAAUGUCGCUCACUCAGUGUACAUCCUGGAGGAUUCCAUUGUGGACCCACAGAACCAGACCAUGACCACCUUCACCUGGAACAUCAACCACGCCCGGCUGAUGGUGGUGGAGGAACGAUGUGUUUACUGUGUGAACUCUGAUAACAGCGGCUGGACCGAAAUCCACCGGGAAGCUUGGGUCUCCUCUAGCUUAUUUGGCGUCUCCAGAGCUGUCCAGGAAUUUGGUCUCGCCCGGUUCAAAAGCAAUGUGACCAAGUCAAUGAAGGGUUUUGAGUACAUCUUGGCCAAGCUGCAAGGUGAGGCCCCUUCCAAAACCCUUGCUGAGACAGCCAAGGAAGCCAAGGAGAAGGCAAAGGAGACGGCACUGGCAGCUACAGAGAAAGCCAAGGACCUAGCCAGCAAGGCAGCCACCAAGAAGCAGCAGCAGCGGCAGCAGUUCGUGUAGCCAGCGCAGACCCUGGGUGGCAGCACAUACACCACCUGCUGCGCUCCCUCUGCCCUCCCCCGUAUUUUAUUAUUAAAAGUCAACUUCCAGCCUGAUCUCCUCUCUGGGUAGUGGGUUGGAGGUGGUAUCUGUUUGGCAUCUACAGUGCAUCAGACCUGUUACCUGUAUCUGAACCAGGCCUGCUUCUUCCUGCAUUGCAUAGCUGAGGAGAGACUUGCCCAGGGUCACGGACAGCAUUCAGGCAAAGUGGUCAUAAACACUAGACUGUAAGCUCCAUGAGGGCAGGGACCUUCGUUUUGUUCUCUGCUGCAUCCCAAGUAUCUGGAACAAUAUCUAGCUCAUAAUAGACACUCAAUAAAUAUUUGUUGAAUUCAA